Nycticebus coucang (slow loris) is the source of this 3486-nucleotide messenger RNA. It is a transcript of the gene KDELR1, whose product is annotated as KDEL endoplasmic reticulum protein retention receptor 1. The transcript is spliced from 5 exons. Lineage: Eukaryota; Metazoa; Chordata; Mammalia; Primates; Lorisidae. Gene Ontology annotation, molecular function: ER lumen protein retrieval receptor activity. Gene Ontology annotation, cellular component: cis-Golgi network; membrane; endoplasmic reticulum. Bases 214 to 852 code for a protein of 212 amino acids. The record is from RefSeq and is a predicted model, not a curated record. Gene Ontology annotation, biological process: endoplasmic reticulum to Golgi vesicle-mediated transport; protein retention in ER lumen.
CUUCUACCGCCCUCCUCCCUCUUCCCUGCUCCUGCGCGGCCGCCAGGUCUGGCCUCGGCUCCUCCUCCGAGGUUCCCCCUCCCCGGAGCGGAGCCCACCCGAGGUCCCUUUCUCGCCCCCUGAGCCCACCGCCGGGCCAGAACAGCGGCCUCCGGGCGCAGAACCCCGCCAGCCUGCCUCGCUCCCGCUCAGCCCUGCCAGAGGCCCCCAGCCAUGAAUCUCUUCCGAUUCCUGGGAGACCUCUCCCACCUCCUGGCCAUCAUCUUGCUACUGCUCAAAAUCUGGAAGUCUCGUUCGUGUGCUGGGAUUUCAGGGAAGAGUCAGGUCUUGUUUGCUGUGGUGUUCACUGCCAGAUAUCUGGACCUCUUCACCAACUACAUCUCACUCUACAACACAUGCAUGAAGGUGGUCUACAUAGUCUGCUCCUUCACCACAGUCUGGAUGAUUUAUAGCAAGUUCAAAGCCACUUACGAUGGGAACCAUGACACGUUCAGGGUAGAGUUCCUCGUCAUUCCCACAGCCAUCCUGGCGUUCUUGGUCAACCAUGACUUCACCCCUCUAGAGAUCCUCUGGACCUUCUCCAUCUACCUAGAGUCGGUGGCCAUCUUGCCACAGCUGUUCAUGGUGAGCAAGACCGGUGAGGCGGAGACCAUCACCAGCCACUACUUGUUUGCGCUGGGCGUCUACCGGACACUGUAUCUCUUCAACUGGAUCUGGCGCUACCACUUCGAGGGCUUCUUUGACCUCAUCGCCAUUGUGGCAGGCCUGGUCCAGACAGUCCUCUACUGUGAUUUCUUCUACCUCUACAUCACCAAAGUCCUGAAGGGGAAGAAGUUGAGUUUGCCAGCAUAGCCCUAGUCCUCGCCAUCCCUCUUCUUGGCAGCCGCAGGAGGCAGAGGAAGGCGACCCACAACGAAGAGCUUUCCCAUCCAGGGUGACUUUUUAAAGAACCAACCUCUUUCUGCUCCCCAUCCUGCCUCCUGUUCUGUUUCAGGGGGUCAGUGGAGGACUCAAAUCUUGGGGAGCUCAGGACCUAGGGCGUUUGUAGUUUUUUGCCUUGUAGAGAAAAAAAAUAUUUCCACUAUUUAGUUUUUGAUUAUGAUGACUCCUUUCUUUUCCAUUCUCUGGCCCUAAUUUUUAUAAACUGUUUUUUGAGUGUCCUAUGGGCUAGGGUGGGGUGGGAGAUCUGUUUCCUUCCCCAAUCUCCUCAGCUCCCUUCCACACCCCACCCCCAGCUCCACUGGUUGCCAAACACUAAAUCUGCUGACACCCACCUGCCCCACCUUCUGUUAUGGCCAUGAGCACAGGCCUAGCACAUUUCUAGGUUGGGGAUUGGGAGUAAGGGAGGCUCAGGAAGGUCUCUCUUAAUUUUUUCGUAACAAUUUUUUUUCUCCAGAGUUUGAGUUUUUUUGGUCUUAGUUUUUUGGCAAAUUAGGGUGGCUUGGGCAUGGGAAGGGGGGGCUGGCCUGAGAGCCACUGCAACUCUCAUGCCACGUUUUUGUACAGAAUUGAUGGUUGAUUCUUGGUUCUCUUGAAAUAAACAGAGAAAAAUGUUACCUUUCUUUUGCUGCUCUUUGCCCUCCCUCUCUGGAAUAUGUGGGGUCCUGAUUGGCCCCUCUUCCUGCUUCUACUUGUUGACCAGCCACAGGCAACCAGGCCUGGAAGCAGCAGGAAGAUGAGAAACUGGGUUUUUCAAGACUCUUGGCUGUGCCAGUUCCUCACAGCUCUGCUGGGGAAGAGAUUUUGGAGAAAAAUGUCGAAGAUUCUUCUUACCUUGGCACAGAACUUGCCUUAUGGUUCUCUGAGGCCUCAGGGUUGCAGAGGACCUUCAAGAGCAUGGAUGUCAAGAGGCCACACAUUGGCAACCCCCAUCCCACCCUCAUUUGGCAUUUUGUUGCCACUCUGUUAAAAAAAAAAAAAAAGAGGAAUGGGUCACUGGCCUUUAAAAACUAAUUUUCACAUUAAAGUCUAGAUUUCUGGCUUCUCUUGAUAAAAAAAAUCCAUCAGUCUGACAACGCUGGGUCCUCAUUUCUGGAUGGCAACAGAUGGCUGCAUAUGAGUGAAUUGGAUGUAGGCUUUUCACCAUAGUCCCUAGGACUUGGCUGCAGGGUUGUUUCAAUUUAUUAUUGGGAUGAUGGUGUGUGGUUAUUUUUGUUUGUGGACUUAAAAGGAAAGUGAAAUAUUUUCCAGGUCUUUCUCCAGAUUGGCUUCAUAACUGGUCUAUUUGUUUCACCUAUGUUAACUUGCCUGGCUCUUGUAAGCUUUUGGAUUUUUCACCCUUGACUUAGUCAGACUUCCUGGGUGUUCUCUAAGACCUUCCUAACCUCUGCUUUACUGCCUCCAGGUAUCUUAUAGGAUGGCUCUGAAAGCUUCAGGAGUCAGGGAGCUGGUGUUUCCUGCACGCUUAAUAUAUGCCAGGUGCUGUACCUUACACAGAUGAGCUCCUUCGACCCUUACAGUAGUCUUGAAAAAGGUGCACUUUGUGGGUGAGGAAAUUGAGGCUUAGAGGGGUAUGUGGCAAAGGUGGGGUUUGCACCUGGGUUUCCUGACGCCAGAGCUUGCAUGUUUAACCAUUGCUGUGUGUUUUUUCAGCCAUUUUUAAUUUCUUUCUUUUAAGAUAAGGGAGAUCCUCUUAAGAAUUUUGUCCAGAAAAAAAAAAAAAAAAAAAAGAAUUUUGUCCAAAAGCUUAAUAUGGAAAACAUAGGAGCAGGGCUAUAGGGCUUGACUAUGAGGUGGGGGUGGUAUCUCUGCCUGCUCAGGCUGAGGAACUUCUUUGAACAGUCUGAAAACCAUUCAUCUAAAUCUGGUCUGAUUCUCUAGUUUUAUAGCCAAUACAGCUUGGGUCUACAAAAAUUAAAUGACAUCCCCAAGGUUAUCCAGCCACUGAUAGAGGACCAGAGCCCAGAAUCCUUCCAUCUCCCAUAUAAGGCUUUCUAUCCCGCUAUAUUGCUGCCAUUUUUUUCUAGAUGCCCUUGAGACUACGUGUUUAUUUCUGUAUUUUCAGAACUGAGCACAGGGCCUGCCACAUAGGAAGCUCAACAAAAGGACCAGUGGAACCCAAAUUUGAUUGCUCACAACCCAUAUCCUUUUGUCCAGUCUGUGAAUGAAUGCUCUGCAGGCCUCUGUGGCCCCUGUGCAGGUGUGUUUUGUUUGACCUCCACUGUGUUUAAAUAAUUUUGUAUUUCUUGCUCACUAAUUUCACAUAAAAAGCUAUGCCCCACUGCACCCCCCAUGGGUGUCCAAAUUGUUCUAGAAAAACUGAAGGCUCUGGGGCUGCACUAUCCAACAUGGUAGCCAUUAGUUACAUGUGAACAUUGGAAUGUGGUGAGCCCAAGUUAAGGUGUGCCGUCAGUGUGAAAUACACGAUGGGUUUCAAAAACUUCGUACGAAAGAAUGUAAAGUACCUCACUAAUAAUUUUUAUAUUGAUUACACAUUGAAAUGAUACUAUUUUGGAUAUAUUAGGUUAAAUAAAAUAUUAAAAUUAA